Tarenaya hassleriana is the source of this 690-nucleotide messenger RNA. RefSeq names its product cell wall / vacuolar inhibitor of fructosidase 2-like. Gene Ontology annotation, molecular function: enzyme inhibitor activity. The coding region runs from base 68 to 601 and encodes 177 amino acids. Lineage: Eukaryota; Viridiplantae; Streptophyta; Magnoliopsida; Brassicales; Cleomaceae. The transcript has a single exon. The record is from RefSeq and is a predicted model, not a curated record.
CCCAUGAACUUGUCUCCGGAUCCAAAUUAAAACGAUUAAUUUCAAAACCCUUUUCUCCAAAAAAAGAAUGUGUAAUUUAAUCGUCUUCCUCGUCGUUCUUGCAUCAUCAUCAACCCUAACCGUCGUCAAAUCCGACAUGAACACCAUUCAGACAACCUGCAAGAACACAAAGUACUUCGACCUCUGCAUCUCCGCUCUCAAAUCCGACCCGAGAAGCUCGACCGCCGAUCCGAAGGGCCUCGCCGCAAUCAUCGCCGGAAACGCCACGGCCACAGCCAACGCCACGGCGGCAUAUCUCUCCGGCGAGCUCUAUGACUCCUCGAACGACAGCGUUUUGAAGAAGGUCCUCAAGGACUGUGGAGACAAAUACUCUCUCGCCGCCGAUUCUCUCAGGCUUUCGGUUCAGGAUCUGGACAGCGAAGAUUACGACUAUGCGUACAUGCACGUGAUGGCGGCGGAGGAAUAUCCCAACGUCUGCCGGAAUAUUUUCCUGCGGAGAAAGGGUUUGGUUUAUCCGCCGGAGAUUCGCCGGAGAGAGGAGGGUUUGAAACGCAUUUGUGAUGUCACGUCGGGCAUUAUUAUCAAUAGUCUCGGUGAAUGAUAUUCUUGCCCCUCAUUUAUAUAUAUGUAGUAAACUUUUCUGUUUUAUUUAGCUUUAUUUACAAGUUUAAUUAAUUACAAUGAAAUUUU